Molecule: messenger RNA, 645 nt
Organism: Knipowitschia caucasica
Lineage: Eukaryota; Metazoa; Chordata; Actinopteri; Gobiiformes; Gobiidae
Source: the annotation of a GenBank genome assembly
AUGAAAGCCAAGCUCAGAAGACAAGCGGCAGAAAAGUGUGAGGAGGAGGAGGUCAGAGUGUGUGUAGAGGAGGAGGAGGAGGUCAGAGUGUGUGUAGAGGAGGAGGAGGUCAGAGUGUGUGUAGAGGAGGAGGAGGUCAGAGUGUGUGUGGAGGAGGAGGAGGUCAGAGUGUGUGUGGAGGAGGAGGAGGUCAGAGUGUGUGUAGAGGAGAAGGAGGUCAGAGUGUGUGUAGAGGAGGAGGUCAGAGUGUGUGUAGAGGAGGAGGAGGUCAGAGUGUGUGUAGAGGAGGAGGUCAGAGUGUGUGUAGAGGAGGAGGUCAGAGUGUGUGUAGAGGAGGAGGAGGUCAGAGUGUGUGUAGAGGAGGAGGUCAGAGUGUGUGUAGAGGAGGAGAGGAAGAGGAGGAGGUCAGAGUGUGAGGAGGAGGAGGAGGUCAGAGUGUGUGUAGAGGAGGAGGAGGUCAGAGUGUGUGUAGAGGAGGAGGAGGUCAGAGUGUGUGUAGAGGAGGAGGAGAGAUGUGACCACAGAGGUCGUCUCGGAGCCCUGACAGUUCUUUCACCCCUCUGCCUCGACUCCACGCUGAGCACCCAAAGGACACCCCCAAAGAGCACCCACAGGACGCAGGAGCUCACUUCAUCUUCAGCUUAA